Naegleria lovaniensis is the source of this 4179-nucleotide messenger RNA. RefSeq lists its product as uncharacterized. The record is from RefSeq and is a predicted model, not a curated record. Gene Ontology annotation, biological process: replication fork processing; DNA repair. The coding region runs from base 1 to 4179 and encodes 1392 amino acids. The transcript has 2 exons. NCBI's taxonomy places the organism in Eukaryota, Heterolobosea, Eutetramitea, Acrasida, Naegleriidae. Gene Ontology annotation, molecular function: ATP binding; protein binding; ATP-dependent chromatin remodeler activity. Gene Ontology annotation, cellular component: nuclear replication fork.
AUGAGUACUUCAUCGGAGUCGAAGGGUGAUUUUGUUCAUUGUGCGUGUGGGUCUCUAGCACAACUCCGAACCACAAAGAAUGGAGCGAACGCAGGAAGAGAAUACUGGGGUUGUGCUCGAAAUUUCAACGACCCACAACGAUGUAAAUUCUUCAAAUGGAAUGAUUCUUCAUCCAAUAAUUUUAAUCAUUCAUUGACAACCAACAAAACACCGUAUAAUUCCGAUGCUAGAAAGAGUAAUAGUAGUAGCAAUAGCAGUAGUAGUAGUAACAACAACCACACAACCUCCUUGUCGGCAACAUCCUCUUCCGACAAUGAUCAGGCUCCUCUUUGUCCUCGGCAUCACAUUGCAUGUAUACAAAGAAGAGUCGUAAAGGAAGGACCAACGAAAGGUCGAUUGUUUUGGACAUGUACAGCAGCACAAAAUUGUUAUUUUGAAUGGUGUAGUGAAGGAACAAAACCUGCAGCUUAUUUAGAUCAUCCAUCCUCAUACCGAGGUGGUGCUUUUUCUUCAAUAACCAUAGAGUCUAACAUCAAGUUAGGUCCUCCCUAUAUCAUUACCUUUCAAAUUGUUGGAAGUAAUAUUUUACAACAAGCGAACAAACAACUCAAAGAUCGACAUGAAACACUUUCUAUUCAAAAAGACAAUUACGAUUGUAUUUUAAUGACCUUACCCAGAUUAGGACCAGUGACCAACAAGUUGGUGAAAUCACUCUAUGACUUGUUUGCAAGAGAAAAGAAAAUUACAAAAUUUAACGAUUUGGAAUUUAUUAUUCCACUCACAGAACAUGCAACUCUAAAGAAGUUAUUAUUGGAAACUCGUGUAGAUGGUGCUCAGAUAAUCAUUGUUGAUUUUCCUGAAGGUACAAAAUUACUUUUAAAUCAUUACCCAGCCAUUGAUUUAUCCAAUGUAGAUGCACUUUGUGAAGAGUUAAAUUUUAAAGAAAAAUUACCUAAAUAUGUCAAUUCAAAAUUAAGACCUUUCCAAAAACAAGGAAUUGCAUUUGCAGUGAAACGAAAUGGUAAAGUACUCUUUGGUGAUGAAAUGGGAGUAGGAAAGACACUGCAAGGUUUCUCAACCAUGUAUUACUUUAAAGAAGAUUGGCCACUUUUAAUCAUUUGUCCUGCAUCAUUGAAGCACAAUUGGGGAAAAGAAAUUGAAGAUUGGUUUAUUACAGGUGAACGUGGUGUUCAUUCAGACAUUACCACUGAGAAUAUCAAAAUUAUUGAAAAUUCAAAACAAAUACCUGAUGGUUAUAUUAAUAUCAUUUCAUAUACAGUUGCUACGAAUAUGCUUGCUGAGAAACCUCAAGAUGAGAAUGAUGAAAAUGCAAUUUUGAAUGGAGUGAAAUUCAAAUGUGUCAUUUGUGAUGAAAGUCAUUCCCUUAAAAACUCUGGAACCAAACGAUCUCAAAAAAUAGCACCCUUCUUACAAAAGGUCAAACGUCUCGUCAUGAUCACUGGAACACCUGCACUGAGUAGACCAAAGGAACUCUAUUCUCAACUCUCUCUGUUGUUGGAUCGAGAAUUUCGAUUUACAAAAUCAGCCUUUACCAUUCGAUAUUGUGAUGCUAAAGAAACUCUAAACUAUGUCGAUGAUAAUGGAAGUUCUAAUGUGAUGGAAUUAAAUUAUUUACUGAGUAGAACAGUCAUGAUUCGAAGAAGAAAAGAAUCAGUCCUAUCUGAAUUACCACCCAAACAACGACAACGAGUUUUAUUAGAUAUUGAUGCAAAAGAUUUGAAACGAAUUAAAUUUUCAGCUGAGAAAAUGAAGAGUGCCGUUGAAAAGAUGAAACAUGCCAUGACCAAAGAAGAUCAUUAUCAAAACAAUUUUGAAAAGAAUUCUGAAGUAUUUAGAAUGUAUAACAUGACAGGAGUUGCUAAAUUACCAGCUGUCAAGGAAUACAUUACAGAAAUGAUUGAGAAUACUGGAGAUUUGAAAUUUCUUGUAUUUGCCUAUCAUACAGAAGUAUUGGAUGGUAUUGAAGAAUGUGUGGCAAAGGAACUUGCCAAGUUUUAUAAAUUGAAAUUGAAAGAUUCAGAACUUGAAAAGAAGAUGAGAGGUGAUUAUUAUAUUCGAAUUGAUGGCUCGACAGAUUCGAGUAAAAGACAAACACUGGUCACGAAUUUCAAACAAAAUGGUCAUUGUCGAGUGGCCAUUCUCUCCAUUAAGGCUGCUGGUGUUGGUUAUACCAUGACUCCAUGCAGUACAGUUCUAUUUGCAGAAUUAUAUUGGACUCCAAGUGAUUUGAGACAAGCAGAAGAUCGAGUCCAUCGAAUUGGUCAACAAAAUUCUGUUCAUAUUAAAUAUUUAUUAGGAAAGGGAACAUUUGAUGAAUAUUUGUGGCCCAUGCUUCAAAGAAAGUUAGAUGUGGUUGGAAAGUCUGUGGAUGGUGAAUCACAUGUUGAUGAAAAUGUACAACAAGUAGAAUUUGAGAGAAGAGAAACAUCAUUGAAAUCUCAACAACAACGACGAAUGACUCAUAGUGAAGAAGAAGAAGAAAUAGCAGAAAUGUAUGAAAAUUUUGAAAAGAAUCAACAAGGAAAGAAGAAAUUGAUUCAUGAAGAUAGUGAUGAAGAGAAUUCUAGAAUGAGUGAUGAUGAUAACAGUGACGACUUGGAGUCUCCAAGAACCAAGAAUCAUCACUCGAAGCAAGUCACCAAUCGUAACAAGACACUCGUUCCUAUGAACAAUACAAGUAGUAGUAAUAUUACUUUGAACGUUGAUCGUAUGGUAGUAACAAAUCAUCAAGAACGUAAACGUGGACUUGAUAUUCUUCGACAAUUGAUGAAUGUACCAAAGAAUGGUGAUAUUUCAUCAUUACCACCCAAUGUUAGAGAUGCCUUGAUGAUGAGUCCUGAACAACAACCAUCAUUGAAUGAUUCAUCAAAAAUCUCUUCACAACAGUCAUCAUCUCUACUCAAAACACUUUCCUCACUCUCGACUCGAGAAGGUUCAAAAACUUUUAAUCGUUCAUUUAGAGAUGAUCAAGAAGAAGAGCAGUUUGAUGAUGAUGAUAGUAGUAGUACAAUUCUUGCAAAGAAAUCCUUAUUGAAAAAGAGAAAGUAUCGAUCAAAGAGUGACGAUGAAGAGAGUGAUGUGCCAGUGGAUGAUGCCAUCACACACCACUGCACCUCCUCUUCCUUGUUACCACAAACUCCAAAGAAACAAACAACAAGAUCGACCAUGAUGAGAACAAGUCCAUUCUUUAAGAAUAGUCAUACAUCCUCCUCUCAAAAUCGAAUCAUGACUCAACUGUAUGAUCAACAACAAGUGAAUGAUGAUCAAAGUGAAGAAACGACAUCUAACAAUCGAGUGGAAGAGACGACGAUGGAACAUGUGGAUUCACUCGUUACUCAAAAUGACUCAUCCAGUACUACUGCUACUCUAUUCAAAUUAACCAAUGCUUUCAAGAGAAGUGCACCAUCCACAACACCUUCGAAUUACACCACCAGUACUACGACCACUGUUGUCAAUCCCUCAGAUGCAACGAACAAUCUUCUAGCAACAACAAGAAAUUCAAAUAUUGUUGGGUUCGUGAACAACCUUUCAACACCUCCCUCAACGCAUCGACCAUCUCCUCGUUUAUUAAUGAAUGGAAAUUCUUUGCCAAACGUAACUACCACCACCACAACUACUCUGGCCACUCCGCAAUUUACUCGUCCUCCAAUCACAACCAGUUCCAUUCCCUCAAUACCCAGCCCAGUCGGAAAUAGUACAAAAUCAUCACCAACAAAUGGAUCAAGUUCUACAUCUUCAAACUUGGCACAACUCUUUGAAAAGUAUUCGUUCAAAAAAGAAGUUGGAACUACUAGUACUCCAUCCUCAAAUAAGACGACUCAUUCUCUUCAAGGCAAGGGAACAACUCCACAAACGAAACAAGUACCAACAUUCACACCUCCUGUGAGAGCACAUGCUUCUCCCAAUACCAGUGGUAGUAGUAGUAGCAAUAAUAAGGCAACUACCUUCAAAACUCCAUCUCAUUCAACGAUGAGCCACUCCCCAAGUAACGUUAGUAGCACUCACCCCGACUCCAAUUCCAAACAGCAGAAUCGAUUGGAACCUGAGACAAAGAAGAUCAAAACAUCGAACAAUGAAGAACAUUCUAACCACCAAGCAGCACCCCUACUUGACGAUGAUUUUAUCCUGGACGAUGAUAUUCUUCCAGAUAUCAUUUAA